Sphenostylis stenocarpa is the source of this 216-nucleotide messenger RNA. The record is from the annotation of a GenBank genome assembly. Lineage: Eukaryota; Viridiplantae; Streptophyta; Magnoliopsida; Fabales; Fabaceae.
AUGGACAGAGAGAUUAUAUUGUACAAAGGGUUGUUGGAGUCAACAAAUGUUGGAAAUCAAAAGGACAGAAACAAAAGCUCAGAUCGAAUAAAGAAAAAGACGACAGACAUAAGGGUGCCAUCAUCCCAGCUCACGUCAAAGUAUUUACAAAUGGUAUCCACUGUGACCAUCCUGAAGCAACUCUCAACCCUCGACCUCCAAGUUGUACUGGCAUAG